AUGUCACGUACAUCUAUCGAGCUGAACCCCCUCAGCAUGUCUCGUACAUCAAUCGAGCUCAAGGCAGUCUCACCUAUACAACCAACACUUGAAAAGGUUCAUAGUGCAACUAGAGAUACACAUUAUCGCCAUGAGAAACAGACACCGCCAAUGAGUACCAAGAGCCCCAACAAAGCGCGGUCGCAAGUAGCCGAUGCAGAAUUUAAUCUGUCCAAAUUCAGGAUGACGCUGGUCAUUAUCAAUGUAGCGUCGGUGACGUUCCUUCGAAGCGUUGUUGAAGGACUUGUGAUUAUCCAGCUGCCCACAAUCGCAGCUGAUAUCAGUUUGGAUCGGGGGCUAUUACUCUGGCCCGUAUCCAUCUAUCCCCUAACCUGUGGCUGCACCCUCCUAGUGCUUGGUUCCAUCACCGACACCGUUGGCAGCCGCCCAAUGUACCUCAUCGGCUGUGGCCUGCAAUGUGUCUUCACACUUGCGACCGGCCUCUCCCGGAACGGCGUGCAGCUUCUUCUCUUCCGCGCCUUUUCCGGUAUUGCCAUAUCCUUCAGCUUGCCGUCCGCCGUCAGCAUCGUAACUGCCAGUUUGCCCACCGGUCCGUGGCGGAACACGGCUGUUGCGGCCAUGGGAGGUGGGCAGCCGGUGGGGUUCUCGAUAGGGCUGGUUGUUGGUGGCGUAUUGGCGGGGACUGUAGGGUGGCGGUGGGGAUAUUAUAUUUUUGCCAUUCUCAAUGCCAUCAUCUUCAUCCUCGCCGUCUAUGGACAGCCUAAGUCGCGCGGAGAUGGUCCGAUUACUUGGCAGAGGAUUGUAUAUGACAUUGAUUGGGUUGGAGCGAUCAUUCCAAGCAUCGCUUUAGCAAUGCUUUCGUACGUCCUUGUCUCCGUAACAUCCAGCACCUCCAACAUUCGCACCCUGGUCAACAUCGCCCUUCUCACGGUUGGCAUCCUUCUCCUCCCACUCUUUGUUUAUUGGAUGUCCUAUCAAGAACGCCACCACCAUCCUGUCCUCAUCCCAAAUUCCCUCUGGAGCAACACAAUCUUCACCUCAAUCUGCCUAGCUGUCUUCCUGACUUGGGGCAACUUCAACGCCUUCGAAGCCAUUAUGACCUUUUUCUUUCAGGAUGUCCAACACCACUCCCCUCUGCAGACCUCGAUACGCUUCCUGCCCGAACCCAUUGCUGGUGUGCUCACGAACUUGGCUAUGGCACUCCUCGUGCAUCGUGUCAGGGCUGAUUGGCUGGUGGGCGUUUCAACGGCGCUUUCAGCCGUAAGCCCACUGCUUAUGGCGGUGUCGCAACGUACAUGGAGUUAUUGGGCCGGCCCGUUCACGGCGUUGACGUUGAAUGCGAUGGGCGCGGAUGCCUUGUUCACAGUGAGCAAUUUAGUCAUUACUGAUGUCUUUCCUGAAAGCAAACAGGCAUUGGCGGGAUCGGUAUUCCAGACUGUAAAUCUUCCCACCCCAUUCAAAUAG
Messenger RNA from Endocarpon pusillum Z07020, 1464 nucleotides. RefSeq lists its product as uncharacterized. The record is from RefSeq and is a predicted model, not a curated record. Gene Ontology annotation, biological process: transmembrane transport. Lineage: Eukaryota; Fungi; Ascomycota; Eurotiomycetes; Verrucariales; Verrucariaceae. Gene Ontology annotation, molecular function: transmembrane transporter activity. The coding region runs from base 1 to 1464 and encodes 487 amino acids. Gene Ontology annotation, cellular component: membrane. The transcript is spliced from 3 exons.